Messenger RNA from Carassius auratus (goldfish), 579 nucleotides. Its product is annotated as cyclic nucleotide-gated channel cone photoreceptor subunit alpha-like. NCBI's taxonomy places the organism in Eukaryota, Metazoa, Chordata, Actinopteri, Cypriniformes, Cyprinidae. The record is from RefSeq and is a predicted model, not a curated record. The annotation marks the transcript as partial. The transcript is spliced from 4 exons.
UUGUCCUUUUGUUUGACAUGUCUCAUCAAAUGCUGGAUGCCUAGGGUAGUCGAGGAGAAGAAAGAAUGGCGAAGAUUUGUACAGAGCAAUCCUACCCAUCCAGACACAUGCUUUCAGUCCGAGCCUCUGAAGAUGAACUGGACCAGACUGAAAAUGGUGCAAGCAGGGCACAUUCUCUAUGUGAGGACAACUCCUCUGACAUGCAGGGGAUAAUUUCUUCUGCAACCAGCCAGUUUCAGGAAUCCAGGAGAAGCUCUUUCACAGGUGCUGGGGCUGUGGCAAGGCUUACCCAGUUUCUGGUAAUGCUGAGGAACUGGGCAUCACACAGGCUUCACAGAGAGGUUGAGCGUCCCGACUCCUUUUUAGAGCGAUUCCGUGGACCUGACCUCAAAGAUUUAUCUAACCGAGGAAGUAAUGCCCGAUCCUCUUUGGGCCUUCCUGACAGGCCUCAUAAGAGGAAGAAAGAAGUGUGGAUCAUGGACCCAGCCUCAGACAAGUAUUACAGGUGGCUUUCAGUCAUAGCAGCCCCAGUGUUUUACAACCUGAUGAUGCUGGUGACAAGGUCUGUUCAUCCAGAAU